Monascus purpureus is the source of this 1104-nucleotide messenger RNA. The record is from the annotation of a GenBank genome assembly. Lineage: Eukaryota; Fungi; Ascomycota; Eurotiomycetes; Eurotiales; Aspergillaceae.
GUCUGCUUCUAUAAUAUUUUGUAUAACUCGCAUUGAACCAGAUUGGCUCGAUCUUGCAUCUUUCUGUCGCACGUAGUAUUCCUGGACGGAGAUAUACAGCGAUCUAUUCCAUCUGCUACGUCUUACGGCUUGAUUCGUAUACUCCGCAGUCGAACGAGCCAUGCUUGAAUCAUUCCAGACGACCUUCGCAGUCCCCAUGACCUGCGAAGGUUGUGCGAAAGACAUUUCCAAAUCCCUCUCCAAGGUCGAAGGAAUCCACAAGGUCGAAGCCAAUGUGAAGGAUCAGAUUGUCCUCAUUGAAGGCACGGCACCGCCCAGCUCGAUCGUUGCCGCUAUCCAGUCGACAGGUCGCGAUGCUAUUCUCCGCGGCAGCGGCACAACGAACACCUCCGCCGUCUGUAUACUCGAGACCCAUUCAAAAGCAAUUUCCAAUAAGAUCCGCGGCUUGGUACGCAUGGUCCAGGUGGGAUCCAAUAUGACCAUGGUCGACCUAACGGUCAAUGGAGUUUCACCGGGACGGUACUGGGCCACUGUUCGACAGACAGGGGAUAUAUCAGAAGGCGCAAGAUCAACGGGCGGCAUCUGGGAGGCGGUUAAAGCGAAGGUUCUCGGCGGUGUGGACACAAAGGCCACGGAACCGCGAGGAGUCUUUGGUUCUGUCGAUGUCAAUGAGAAAGGCCAAGGAAAUGUCUUCCUGGACCGGCCGGUAGCGGUCUGGGAGUUAAUUGGGCGCAGUAUGGUCCUCUCCAAAACCAAGGAGGGCCCGUUCAAGCCGGAAGACCCCGAUACACUGGUCGGGGUGAUUGCGAGGAGCGCAGGCGUGUGGGAUAAUGACAAGACAGUGUGUUCAUGCUCGGGCAAGAAUGUGUGGCAGGAGCGUGCGGAACUGGUCAACCAGGGUAUGGUCUAGGAUUAUCACUAGGUAUCUUGAUAGAGGCGAGACGAGAGCCUGUUCGUGCGCAUCUACGCUGUAUACUGUUGUGCCUAAUUAGAGAGCUUGCUGUCCCUGCCCAACCACUUGUGCCAUUGUAUCUGAAUUACAUCCGACCCGUCACCAUACGGCGCUGUGAUUGGUAUGGAAGCAAGAGGUGGCUUGCAGCAGAC